AUGUUCGUACCGGCGACGGCGAUCCGAGCCUACCAAUCAAACGACGCGCCCCCGAUGUCGGUUCUUGUUUCAGAAGACGAAUGUGCCGAUCGCGGAGGCGAAUCGCCGAGAAGCAGACGGCAGAGGAAGGCGAUGAAUGACAUUCACUCUCCGAAGUACGUCCUCGUUGGGGCUCGAACCUGCGCAUCCCAUUUCAAGAUCAAAAAGCUGCUGCGUCAUCUGUCCCCCUUUUACGAACGCUUUGGCAUCAGGCACAUCAUACCGAUCGCCAUUCUCAUCGCCUAUUCCCUGUUCGGAGCGGCGAUCAUGCAAGUGGUCGAGCGGCAGCACGAAACGGAGCAGCUGCAGCUGAGGCAACGACGGCUGAAGGAAGUGCAGAACGAAGCCGUGCAACGACUAGCCAGGAUUCUUCUGUCGAGGAGGUACGAAAAGGACACGAAAAUUCGCCUGAGCAGGAAGUUGAUCUUGUGGUACGAACAGAACCUGCAGGGACCGCUACCUCGCGGCGGCGAAAUCACCUGGGAUAUGUGGGGAGCAUUAUUCUACGUCGGCACCAUCUACACGACGAUCGGUAAGGAGGUUGCCGUUCGAUAG
This is a messenger RNA of Soboliphyme baturini, 594 nucleotides long. The record is from the annotation of a GenBank genome assembly. Lineage: Eukaryota; Metazoa; Nematoda; Enoplea; Dioctophymatida; Soboliphymatidae.